This is a messenger RNA of Fusarium venenatum, 1524 nucleotides long. RefSeq lists its product as uncharacterized. NCBI's taxonomy places the organism in Eukaryota, Fungi, Ascomycota, Sordariomycetes, Hypocreales, Nectriaceae. The record is from RefSeq and is a predicted model, not a curated record.
AUGACUCAACCACGCACUUACGAUAAGGACUUUAUUUCGCGUCCGAUUUCAGCUUCUAAGCCGAAGAGGAUCAUCGUCUGUUGUGAUGGAACCUGGCAAUCCUCCACAACGAUAGAUCCUAAGAAAGGCUGCCCCUCCAAUGUCACUCGUAUCAGCCGUGUCCUUGCCAAAGCUGGCCUUGACCGUGAAGGCAAUGAGCGUCAACAACUGGUAUACUAUGAUGCUGGCGUGGGCACAGGCGAUAUCACCGGCGUCGAGGCAAAACGACAAGGCUCACAGGGUCUCGGUCUCCUCGAGAAUGUUCUCGAAGCUUACAAUUUUAUUGCCGCCAACUACAAUCCGGGUGACGAAUUGUAUUUCUUUGGCUUCUCACGCGGAGCCUUCACUGUCCGCUCAACUGCUGGCUUGGUCCAAGAAGUCGGCAUCAUAAAAUCGCACCUGAUGGCCCACUUCUUGGAGCACUACGGCGACUUCAUCCGCGGAGAAAAUUUUAGUAAAUCGUUUAUCGAGACUGACCAUUGGGCCAAGUUCCAAGCCCACAGUCCGUCAGCGGUAGCUUGUCCUGGUAAAGACACUGUGAUUCAAGUCAUCGGUGUUUGGGAUACCGUCGGCGCACUGGGUAUUCCUGAUAUGGGUCACUGGAUCAAAAUCGACAACUCUCGACUUAGAAAAGCAUACCAGUUCCACAACACGGAUCUAAGUGCCAAUGUCAAACAUGCAUACCAUGCUCUAGCCUUGGACGAACGUCGUGGUCCCUUUUCACCUUGUCUCUGGUGUGUCAAAGGGGACAACAAGACAACAAAGCUCGUGCAAUGCUGGUUUCCUGGUGCCCAUAUCAAUGUCGGCGGAGGCAGUUCUGACAACGCCCUGAGUGAUGAGGACAAGAAGGAUGGAAAGCAACCCAAAGGGGACAACGAAAGGCUUUCAAGCGUGGCUUACGCUUGGAUGCUUGAUCGUAUCCGCCCACAUCUGGCUCUAGAUGAGGAAGCACUGCAGAUACAACUUGCUGACAUUGACGGCGUCAUCCACAGCCCUGGAGACCCAAAGUUGAAGGCCUGGGAGAGCCAGGAAUGGCUCUUGGGAAAUAUUGAUGACAGCUACACCGCCGAGUACAAGGCCAUGGGCAGUGCUGUGAUCCGUACUCCCAUGGACUACUACAAACGCGAAGAAGGUUAUACCGUCGAGCGAGUUCAUCCAUCGGUGCACUUCCGACAAGAGUAUCAUCGCAGCUUGAACAAGCAACUGAAAAAGCCCAUUGAAGUAUACGAGCCUUUGGCUAUGGAGGGAUGGAAGCGAGAGUAUGAGUCAGAUGGUCUUGGAAAGGAUCUGAAGCCGCGAAAGGGUUGGACUUGGACGAAGUACAAGAAGGGAGCCACACCCGAGAACAAGAAGACCAUGAUCGAGAAGAGGAUGUGGGAAUUUGAGAUUGGUAAUCUCCCAGAUGACACAAGUAUUGAGAGAUGGUUGAUCAAGAAGUCUUGGAACGUCGAGUCUUAUUUCAAGACAGUGGAAGAGGGAUGGUAA